Molecule: messenger RNA, 3767 nt
Organism: Stereum hirsutum FP-91666 SS1
Lineage: Eukaryota; Fungi; Basidiomycota; Agaricomycetes; Russulales; Stereaceae
Exons: 5
Coding region: 148-3078 (976 amino acids)
Source: RefSeq, a predicted model, not a curated record
CAUCCCAUCAUGGCGCUCGUCCGAUAUUUCCUCUUGCUCUCUUUCUCGAAUCUAUCACUACUCUCUGUGCGGAAACCUCGACUCUAGCCUUUGCGCUCCCUCCCGCUCGUUACCCCACCAGCAAGCCGCUCGUCGUGGUCCGCAGCGAUGAAGAUGUUGCUUAGCUCUUCUUCUCUCCUCUGCGGCGUUCUCGCGACUUCGGCUCUCGUUGGCGCGAGCCCUUUCUCAACAGAGCGCAGCGAAUCCGAACAGGAGGCGUUGCGUCCGGACUUUGUCGAAAAUGCCGUCCAGGACGCCAUCCCACUCGACUGGGAGAAACCGCUGUCUGCCGCAUCGACCGGAAACCACAUUUUUAACAGCGUCAACUCCCUGAUGCAGAGGUUCCCUAACACUUACUGGAGGAACGGUCACACCAUUGUUCCUGCCGUUAUCCCUGCAGGUACCGUGCUAUACCAUGGCCGUAGCGAUGGAAACGUCCCUACUAAGCCUGAAUGGCUCGCUUUCGACUUCGAGCAUUCCUACAUGUUCUGCCGCGGGGAGUGCUACGUUGUCUCCAUGGUCGCCACCCGCGAUCUGCGCCUCGCAUACUUCGAUGGCUCUUCGGCAGCCAAAGUCACUACCGGUGCUAUGGACUCGCAGGAUCUGGUCAUAUGGGGCAAAGUGCUGCCCAACAAAGGGUUCUCGGAGUGGGAGAGGAUUAUUGAGAUGUGUGAGUGGGGGAAGAAGUACGAUAUCGAUGGAAUCGUCAGGAUGGAGCAGCACUUCGAGGUCAUGAUGUGCGACUUCUCCGCAGGUAUGGAGCCCGUCACCGUUCUCAACCUCCUCCCGACCACUCGCGGCGGACGUCCAGGAGGUCCAGGAGGUCCCGGUCGUGGUCCAGGCAAUGGGGGGUCUGAGAAGCCUCGCCCUAUGGCCGACAACGACUCAGACGAGGUCCCUCGAGUGCCUACCAGGGGCAAAGGCCGCCGCCCUCACAAGCACGAUGACGAUCAAGCUCAUUCCUCCACGGGCGAGGAACACCACCACCAUCAUCACGAGGCCGACCAUCCUUUCCACUCUGAGGUUGAGGACCGUCGCCCCCACUUCCGCCCCGAAGGUGAAGAGCGCCGUCCUCACUUCCACUCUGAAGGCGAGGAGCACCGUCCUCAUUUCCACCACUCCGAAGGUGAGGAUCACCGUCCUCAUUUCCAACCCGAAGGCGAAGAGCACCAUCCUCACUUCCACCCCGAAGGCGAAGAACGUCACCCACACUUCCACUCCGAGGAUGAGGAGCGUCGCCCUCACUUCCACCCCGAAGGCGAAGAGCGGCAUCCUCACUUCCACGGCAUGGACGACGGUCCUCGCCCGCACCACAAGCACCACGGCCCUCCCUCCGACGUGUUCGAUAUGGAGAACCCUUGCCACGGCCCUCAUGGCCCUCCCGGCAUCGUAGGCCACGUUUUCCAUUUCUUCCAUUCGGUCUCCUCUUUCUUCGGCUUCAGUCAACCUCCUCACCCUGAGUGGCACCACCGUGGGCCUCCUCCGCCUCCUGGUUUCGGUCGUCGUCCUCCCAUGCACCACGAUAACGACGACGGCCCUUCUCCCGAGGAGUUUGGCCAUUUCUCGGAUAACGAGCGUCCACCCCGUCCGUUCAAGGCUAAGGGCAAAGGUCGUGCUCGCCGCCCGUCUGCACCUCAUGGCGAAGAGUUCUCUGAGUUCGAUCAAGAGCACCGUCAGCCCCAUCCAGAAGGCGGCCGACCUCCUCGCCCGAUGAAAGGCAAGGGCCCCGAACGCCGUCCUGCCCCCGAGCAUGGGCAGGAGUUCUCCGAAUUCGAGCACCAUCAUCACGAACACUUCGACAAAGAUUCCAGUCGUUCCCCUCGUCCUGCCCUGAAGUCUUCCGACAUCGAGCAUCGCCCUGAACAUCAUGAUCACGACCACCAUCGCGCUCCUCUUGAUGCUGCGAACGCUCCUUCCCGCGACUUCCACCAACCUCAUCGUCAUACGGAGGAUCUUACAGUCACUGACGUCGAAGAACUCUCAAACCCCGUUACCGAGGACGCUGAGGAUGUUCCUUCUAAGCCGUCUGAGGAAGGAGGCGAAGACACUCCUCCUUCUGGUCCCGGUGGUCCCGGUGGGCCUGGAGGACCCGGAGGACCUGGAGGCCCAGGCGGGCCCGGCGGUGGACGCGGACCUGGUCGCUGGCCUGAGCCCGCUGAACCUCCUGCAGGAUGGAAAGGCUCCCUUCUCAACGGCGAAUCUGCCCACUUCGAAGUAUUCCAAGCAGGCGCGUGGCACGACCGUGUCCCCGGUGAGACCCGGGUUCGUAUCGAUUACACCGGCCUCGUCACCUUCUACGACUCUUCCCUCACGUCCCUCGUGAAGUCUCGUGAAGGACAGGAUAAGCUUCACCACCGAUUACUCGAUAUUUCGAAGGAGGAUACGGAGAAGGUGAUGUCGGAGCUGGAUGAGGUGUUCUCGAGGGAGUGGCCCGUCACGAAGGAGGCGAACGUUGAUUGGGCCAGCAUCACCAGAGUUAUCGUCGAGAGAUACGGAGACCGCCUGGAGGGCCUGAAGUAUCUUUUGGAGGAGGGUCGCUACGAGGAUGUCGACCAACAGAUCGCGCUCUUCCGCAACCAGCUUCUUCUCAUGCUCAGCCCAUAUAUGGUUACGAGCGCCGUCCCCGAGGUCGACGCUGAUCCUCGUGCCAACACUACAUGGGUUGCUCCCAUCGUCCACUACUGCUCCACCACUCUUACUUCACAUAUCGAUGCCGACUCCCUGACAAGUCAGGAGGUGAGGAUCCUUGGAGCUGUGCAGGAGACGUUGGGUGGUAUUUGCAGCACGCUGGGAAGCAUAUGGGUAGAUACAUUCGAUGUGGAGGAGAAGGAUGCAGAGAGGAAGGAGGAAGUGUUGGCGAGCGCCAGAGAGAAUGUCGCAGACCUCAUGGCGUGGUUGGACUGGUCGAUGUGGAUUAAGUGCGACCCUGGGUGCAGCUUCGAGGAAAUGUGCUGGAUCCCUGCUUGGCCCAACCUGGGUUCUGAUCCUUACGAUAUGACUCCCCGUUGCGUCCGUCGCUUCGCUCCGUUCACCUGGUAAACACGCGAAAUCAACACCCAUUUCCGCCAUACCUAGCCUCUCCGCCUCCCUUUGGUGGUCAACCAUAGGCUCGUAACGCGGGACCGACGAACGACGAGCUUGGUCAACUAGCAUGAUGGACAUUGCCUCGCUUUUGUUAAGUGGUCGGUCCACAUUUCAACUUCUCGGGUUCGUUCCGGUCAUAUCUUGCGAUUUAGUAUGAUAUCCUACGCGUUGGCCUCUUGAUUCCCCUAGACGUCGCGUCAUUAAACGUGCGCGAUGUUUACAUAUUGUUACCUUACGUUUGGUUUCUGUUUCCCGUUCAUGAUUUUCGUUGUUUCUACAGGUUAUCUGUUCUUCGAGCCCACAGGUCUUCUCAAUGUCCCCUUUUGGGUGGGCGCUGUCAAAGGAUCUAUCGAUGGACGGAUUUAUCCCCGACAUUCUUUACCGCUUUGUCUACUCUCAAUUUCCUUGGUCUCCUCCCCGGUCAUCGUCCGGAGCCCGAGCUUCACAUAUGUACCCAUCUACUAGGCUCUUGAGCUCGUAUAUUCGUACUUCGACGCUUGCUGCACUUCUAGUGAUUGACCAAUUAUGCCUCUCCUAUUACCUCUGUAUUCCAGCAUUAUUUAAAUACCGUGGACCAUGGCAUCUGUAGUAGAAUGAUUCGCUUAUAGCGUAUCUUUUGACGCCAAUCCAUUGAUGUGUUUCCC